Molecule: messenger RNA, 519 nt
Organism: Postia placenta MAD-698-R-SB12
Lineage: Eukaryota; Fungi; Basidiomycota; Agaricomycetes; Polyporales; Adustoporiaceae
Exons: 3
Coding region: 1-519 (172 amino acids)
Source: RefSeq, a predicted model, not a curated record
AUGCCGCCUACUGAUUCUAAGGCAAUCCGCCUUGAGCUCAAGCGACAGACACGCAUUUUCACUCAACAUCUCAGCAGACAAGCAAUGGAGAAGGUGUCUGCCAUUGGCGGCAUGGCUGGGUCCCUAGGUAAUGUCCAUGUCACGACAAAAGAUAGGCAGUGGAUCCCUUCGGCAUCAGAUGCGAACAAAGGAAGCUGGAGACAGGAGACGGAGCAUGCGUCGACAUUUGUGUUAACGUGUCCGCCCGCCUUCAACUGGCCCAGUCUCAAUAUCGCUUACAGCCUGUCUCUUCACAUACAGUUCGGAGGAUGGAAUACCACCCUGAGCACAGACGUGCCGAUUGUGGUUACCUCUGGGAUGAUCCUACCACCUAUGCCAGCACCUGCCUACGUGGAUCAUGCAGCGCCGCCCGAUGGCGCACCUGCGGCGAAUGGAGCGGACUACGCACUACUGCACUCCACGUUAGAUUUACCUCCCUCAUACUGGACUGUGGCAGAAUCAGACAAUCAUGCAGAUUGA